AUGGUGGUUCUGGCUCUGACACUCUUUGUAGGUGCCAUUGCUGUGUUCUCCGUGGGGCUCCUGCUGUGGGUGAUCUGUAGAAACUUUUGGACAGAACACAUCCCUAAAGGCAUCACUCACCCUGUGCGGCUUCGAAUCCUCAGUUGCCUUCUACAGCUGACAAUGACCUGGGGGAUGAUCUUUGAGAAGUUGGGACUGUGUUAUGCACCCCAGUUUGCCAGCUUCCUGCAUGAUCUGAAGCCACUCAAGAGAGAUCCUGAUGUUGUGGUCACAAAUCUUCACUUUGGGACAAUCCCUGUGAAGCUGUACAAGCCCAAGGAACCCUCCACCAUCCCAAGGCCUGGCAUCAUCUUCUUCCACGGUGGUGGAACCAUCCUGGGGAGCUUGAGAACCCACCACAAUGUAUGCUUGCGUUUGUCCAAGGACUGUGGCUCUGUCGUCGUGUCAGUGGGAUACAGAAAAUCUCCCAUGUACAAGUACCCAGUGAUGAAAGACGACUGUGUGGUGGCCACCACGCACUUCCUGAAAUCCUUGAAUGUGUAUGGCGUGGAUCCAGAUCGAGUUGUGGUCUGUGGGGACAGCGUAGGAGGGAAUGCAGCAGCUGUGAUUUGUCAAAUAUUUUUGAACCAAACAGAUCUCCCCCGGAUCCGGGCUCAGAUUUUGAUCUACUCCACACUGCAAAGCGUAGAUUUUCAGAGCCCUUCUUAUCAACAGAAUGCCCACAUACCGCUGCUCACCUGGGAUCUGGCCUUUUACUGCUGGUGUUGUCACCUAGGCGUGAGCCCUUCCUGGAAAAGCGUGGUCAAGAAUCGUAUGCAUCUCCCUCCAGAAGUCUGGAAGAAAUUCAGAAAGUGGUUGGGCUCAGAAAACAUCCCAGAGAGGUUUAAGAAGCGAGGCUACCAACCCAUACCUCUGGGGCCUGUGAACGAAGAUGCUUACAGGGAAACAAACACCGCAAUGGACAAUGUCUGUUCACCCCUCCUUGCAGAAGACGACAUAGUGUCUCGGCUCCCGGAAACUUGCAUUGUGAGCUGUGAGUAUGACCUUCUCCGAGACCAUUCACUCCUGUACAAGAAGAGGCUGGAAGACCUGGGGGUGCCUGUCACAUGGCAUCAUGUGGAGGAUGGUUUCCAUGGAGCGCUUAACACCCUCGACUUUGGCUUCCUGACCUUGCCUUGCUCCUCAAGAAUUAUGGAUGUAGUUACCCAGUUUAUUAAAAGGUUUUGA
Psammomys obesus (fat sand rat) is the source of this 1227-nucleotide messenger RNA. Its product is annotated as arylacetamide deacetylase-like 3. The transcript has 4 exons. Bases 1 to 1227 code for a protein of 408 amino acids. Gene Ontology annotation, molecular function: carboxylic ester hydrolase activity. The record is from RefSeq and is a predicted model, not a curated record. NCBI's taxonomy places the organism in Eukaryota, Metazoa, Chordata, Mammalia, Rodentia, Muridae. Gene Ontology annotation, cellular component: membrane.